Molecule: messenger RNA, 1215 nt
Organism: Aphanomyces invadans
Lineage: Eukaryota; Oomycota; Saprolegniomycetes; Saprolegniales; Verrucalvaceae
Exons: 1
Coding region: 1-1215 (404 amino acids)
Biological process (GO): rRNA base methylation
Cellular component (GO): cytoplasm
Molecular function (GO): rRNA (uridine-N3-)-methyltransferase activity
Source: RefSeq, a predicted model, not a curated record
AUGGCCGACGCGACACCGACCGACCGCGCCACGGACAAGCUAUAUGUGCAGGCCAACACGCUUCAAUGCGCUAUCAACUUGUGUAGACCAUGCUGCUAUAAACUCUUCAUCUAUGGAGGCAAAGACGUCAUGCCGAACGUGAGGCCCGAGCAAUGCCCGCGCUUUAGCGACCCUGAUGCCAACACUGGCGACGGCGACGAUGGUACCGACGACGCCUCGGCCGAACCCGAGAUUGUUCCUCGGAACGUCAUGUUCCAGCCCUUGCAGAGAGUGUUGACCGUAGGCGAUGGCAACUUUUCCUUUUCCCGCGCGCUGCUGGAAUAUCUCCACGACGGGGCGCAACUAACAGCCACGUCCCACGAAGCCAAGGACACCGUGGUGGAAACAUACCCUGAUAGCGCUGCAAUUCUCGACACAUUAACCAACGCAGGCGCGACUGUUGUCCACGAGGUCGACGCCACGAGCGUCACGUCAUUGAAAGCAGCGGCCAGAUCGGAAAAGUUUGAUCGGGUUGUGUGGAAUUUCCCGUGUGUCCGCAUGCCGGACGGCGCCGACGGUCAGAAUGGCGAAAUGGAAGAGAACAAGGCGCUCUUGCAGGGAUUUUUCCGCGCCGUCGUCAGCGUCUUGGCUCCCCACGGCGAAGUUCACGUGACUCACAAGACGAAGCCGCCGUUUGGGCAGUGGGGCAUUGUGGCGCUCGCCGAAGCCAAUGGUCUGCGCCACGAAGGUUCGGUUGUGUUUGACCGGUGCUUAUACCCCGGCUACUCGAACAAGAAGGUGCUAUCGAAGGGCAGUUUUCCGAUUUGGGACAGCGAAACUUUUGUGUUCAUGCGAGCGAGCGACUCUGGCAGCGCUGGUGGUGCCACGAUCCCUGCCAAGAUUGUGGAAACGGAUGGCGUCCAGCUAUUUGUCGGGUGGGAUGCCGCCAAGUGGCGCGCGGCCGACGCGCUGUACCCGGUGCGCCCGGCGCUCCUGCGUGAUCUCCGCGUCCUCUUGGGACCCGCGAACCAAAAGCAAGUGGAAGCCAAGGAACGCGCACGAAAGCGGCGGAAACAUGUGACGCUCCCGGCCGACUUGCUCGAAAAGACGAAAGGCAAGAAGCGCAAGCGCCGCGACAACGACAAGAAGCACGGUGAGAAGAAGGGCGAGAAGAAGGGCAAGAAAAUCGUCAUGCAGCCUACAAAACGAAACAAAAAGGCCAAACGUCACAGCUGA